AUACAAGCUUACCCUAGCAGUAAAAAGGGAUUUUUAUGAAAACCUUAUAAUUAUAAUCAUCUUCUCUAUAUGCGUGCCAAUGAACCCUAAUCCUAGAUGAAGAAAGCUUCGAUCAAAUACCUCUGGCCGCCCCUACCUUCACCGAUCCAAAUCUCGUUCUUGAUAGCUGAUAUCUUCUAACAAAUGUGAUGGCAGUUUGGUAUCACAAUUUUUUCCUUCAUUCCAAGAGAUGUUUGUCAUGUCUUCCUCUAACAAUUUCACUGCAAUCCUUAAGAUUUCUACAUUUCGCACCAUUUUCAUCAUCGCCAGCAUUUCCUUCCAGACCCUCACUCGAUCUCGUUUCAAAUUUUUUAACAAAAGAAUGUGGGUUUUCUUCUUCUGAAGUGACAACUAUCAUGAGAAAACUACCACAGCUGUUGAGAACAAAAUCCGACCACACGGCUAGAGAAGCCAUUCAUAUCCUGAAAGAUAAUGGAAUGACUGAAAACCAGCUUAAGAGCACCAUUCGUAGAAACCCAUCCAUUCUUUUGAUUACUGUGGAUGCGCAGUUGAAGCCCAAAAUGGAAUUCCUGAAAAAUCUAGGCUUGGCUCCUCAAGACUUGCCACUUGUUAUAUCUCGUUGCCCCAGACUGCUUUCUAUGAGCUUAGAAAACUCUCUCGCUCCUAGAAUCCCCCAUCUUAGAAGCCUAUUUGACUCAAAGGACCAUUUGUGCAAGGCUCUCAGACUGGCGCCUGAGCUUUUGGGAAGUGAUUUCAAGAAGCAGGUGAUACCUAGAGUGGAGUACAUGAAAAAUAAUUUAGGCAUUCUAGAAGGUUCCACAGCAUUUGUGCGAGUCCUUACCGUGCUUCUAUAUGUCAGUUUUGAAACCCUGGAAAAGAAGACUAAGCAUUUGGCGAGCCUUGGUCUGGCAGAGGAGGAGAUUCGUCUGAUUUUGCAGUAUAAUCCUAGAGUGCUUCGGAGUUCAAUUAAGAAAAUAAAGGAAAACAUGGAUUUCUUGAUACACACUGCAGGUCUGAUGCCUGAGGUUGUUGUUACAUAUCCUAUUAUCUUGAAUUUUAGCGUAGAGAAAACGCUGAAACCCCGCUAUGAAUUAUUUAAAUAUCUUAGGACAAACCCUCACUGCAAGUGUCCACCUAGUCUGGUUCUUUUUUUGACAUUAAGUGAGAAAAGUUUCCUUAAAAAAUUUGGCCAGUACAGUACUCAAGUCAAGUCUAACGAUCACACAAUCUCCUAAAGCAAGCAUUUUGGAGCAGUGAUGAAGUUUCAAAGUAUAAAUUACUGCAGCUUUUUCAAUGGUUGGACUGACCUUAAAAGGGUGUAGAACUCGUCUGGGCUAAGGUAAUGUUAUAAGUAUCUUUACCCUCCUGAUUUUGCUGAUACCCCAAUCUGAUGAAGAAAAAGUUAAAUGUAUCUCUUCUCUCGAAUUACGGCUGAUUAGCGAUGUGCAAAAAUAAGACUGUUGAAACAUCAUGUCUAUUAAGACGAAAUUGUCAUUUUGUUGCCCUGUUUUUUUUCCUAGUAUGUCUCCCACAUUUUCUGGGUCUGUUGCUCGGUGUGCUAUCUAAGUGUGGCUUCUAUAUUUCAAGCUAUACACUAGACACCCAUUACCUCACUUUGUAAUGCUCUUUAGAAACUAGAUAUUUUCAAAAUCCAUGAUGUCACAAGUUUUUUUCGUAGUAUGCUAACACAAUAUCAUGUAUGGCGUAUGUAGUUCAGGCUUUUAAUGUCAUUAUGAAAGGGAAGCAACCAUAUUGUACUUGAUGUAUGUAAUGGAUUUAUUAGAUCAAAGAAUGAAAAUUCAUUUCCAUCAA
Messenger RNA from Cryptomeria japonica (Japanese cedar), 1812 nucleotides. RefSeq names its product transcription termination factor MTEF1, chloroplastic. The transcript has a single exon. The coding region runs from base 189 to 1235 and encodes 348 amino acids. NCBI's taxonomy places the organism in Eukaryota, Viridiplantae, Streptophyta, Pinopsida, Cupressales, Cupressaceae. Gene Ontology annotation, molecular function: double-stranded DNA binding. Gene Ontology annotation, biological process: chloroplast organization; regulation of DNA-templated transcription. The record is from RefSeq and is a predicted model, not a curated record. Gene Ontology annotation, cellular component: chloroplast.